GCGGCCCGGAACUCCUCCGCACCUGGCCUGGGCCACAGCUCCCCUCCAGCCGGACGCUUCAACAGCCAUGAACGUGUCCUUCUCUCGCUGCCACGCAUCCCCCUGGGUGGAAAAUGGCUCCUCCGCGACCAUGGGCAGCAUGCUCUUCGGCGCCGGGCUGCUGGGCAACCUGCUGGCGCUGGUGCUUCUGGCGCGCUCGGGCCUGGGGUCCUGCGGGUCACGGCCACUGCGCCCACCACCUUCGGUCUUCUACGUACUAGUGUGUGGCUUGACAGUCACCGACUUGCUGGGCAAGUGUCUGGUCAGCCCGGUGGUUCUGGCUGCCUACGCGCAAAACCGGAGCCUACAGGAACUGCUGCCUACCGCGGGCAAUCGGUUAUGUCAAGCCUUUGCUUUCAUCAUGUCUUUCUUUGGGCUAGCCUCGACGUUACAGCUGCUGACUAUGGCGCUGGAGUGCUGGCUAUCUCUGGGACACCCCUUCUUCUACCAAAGGCACAUCACCCUGCGCCGGGGAGUGCUAGUGGCGCCAUUAGUGGGAGCCUUCUGCUUGGCUUUCUGCGCGCUUCCCUUUGCCGGCUUUGGGAAGUUUGUGCAGUACUGCCCUGGCACCUGGUGCUUCAUCCAGAUGGUCCACGAGAAGCGCUCGCUAUCGGUUCUCGGUUUUUCUGUGCUCUACGCUAGUCUCAUGGCGCUACUGGUCCUAGCUACCGUGCUGUGCAACCUGGGCGCCAUGCACAACCUCUAUACCAUGCACCGGCGCCUGAGGCACCACCCUCGCUGCUGCUCCAGAGACCGCACCCAGCCAGGCUCCAGUCAAGGUGUGGGGUCCCUGCAUCCCCUGGAGGAGUUGGACCACCUCCUGCUGCUGGCUCUGAUGACAGUGCUGUUCACUAUGUGUUCCCUGCCUUUAAUUUAUCGUGCUUACUAUGGAGCCUUUAAACCUGUCCCCAAUAACGAAGGAGACUCGGGAGACCUCCAGGCCCUGCGUUUUCUGUCUGUGAUUUCAAUUGUGGACCCCUGGAUUUUCAUCAUUUUCAGGACUUCAGUAUUCCGGAUGUUAUUUCACAAGAUUUUUGUAAGACCUCUGAGCUACAAAAACUGGCACAGCCAUUCCUGCCAAAAAUCUAAGAUGGAAUCAGCUUUGUGAGGGCUCUGCAGCUCUGGUAAGAAAGAAUGUACCACACACUCAAAGAACCAUGAUUGGAGAAAAAAAAAAAAACCUACAAUUUAAAUCCUUAAAAUCAUC
This is a messenger RNA of Myodes glareolus (Bank vole), 1246 nucleotides long. The record is from RefSeq and is a predicted model, not a curated record. Lineage: Eukaryota; Metazoa; Chordata; Mammalia; Rodentia; Cricetidae.